GCGCCUGCGCGCGGGCCUCCGGAAGUGACGCCCGCGGGAAGUGACGCUACCGGAAGGGGCGCUUGGGGGCGCGCCAUGGCCCGGGAGGCGGCGCAGUGGCCGCCAGAGGAGACUCUGUCGCUCUGGAAACGGGAGCAAGCCCGGCUGAAGGCCCUCGUCGUGGACCGGGACACGGAGGCGUGGCAGCGGGACGCCGCCUUCUUGGGGCUGCAGAGGGUCGGGGGCGUGGACGUGUCCUUUGUGAAGGGCGACAGUAUCAGCGCUUGUGCCUCGCUGGUGGUUCUCAGCUACCCUGAGCUCGAGGUGGUGUAUGAGGACUGCUGCAUGGUUAGCCUGACGGCUCCCUACGUGUCGGGCUUCCUGGCCUUCCGAGAGGUGCCCUUCCUGGUGGAUGCAGUGCGGCGGCUGCGGGAGAAGGAGCCCCGCCUCGUGCCCCAGGUCCUCCUCGUGGAUGGAAAUGGGGUUCUCCACCACCAAGGCUUCGGAGUGGCCUGCCACCUCGGCGUCCUCACAGACUUGCCCUGCAUUGGGGUGGCCAAAAAACUCUUGCAGGUGGACGGGCUAGAGAACAACGCCCGGCACAAGGAGAAGAUACGACUUCUGCGGGCUGGAGGAGACUCAUUUCCUCUGAUAGGAGGCUCUGGGACUGUCCUGGGCAUGGCCCUGAAGAGCCACGACCACAGCAGCAAGCCCCUCUAUGUCUCCGUGGGCCACAAGAUAAGCCUGGAGGCUGCUGUGCGCCUGACCCAAGGCUGCUGCAGGUUCCGGGUUCCGGAGCCCGUGCGCCAGGCUGACAUCCGCUCUCGAGACUACAUCCGCAGGACCCUGGGAGUCCCUGGGCCACCUGCACCGGGGCAGGAGAGGAGCCAGAAGGUACAGAGGCCAAAGGUGUGCCCCAAGGAAGGUUCAGAAGAGCCUGAGGGUGAGGGCAGGCCCCCUGAGGCCCAUAGCUGAGGCCCCAAGACACACCAGAAAGGCCAGCAGCGGCAGUGGAGGAGCUGAGCUGGACACGGUGGAGCGCUCGGGCUGCCUGCCUUCCCGCGCCUGCCUGAAGUAGUGACUGGGGGUACGGCACCCCCCCCCAGCCGCAGGUAGAGCACCCAGGCCCCAGCACACGCGGGCAGCGCAAUCCACGGGGACGGCAGUGGGCUUGGCCCCGCUGGGGUGGGCCCGGGCGACUGCCCCUCCUGCUCCGAGGUCUCAGUCACGAGGCUGUCAAGAGCUCUGCAGGGGACAGAUCUCAUACCACAGAGCGCCAGACCCGCAAGGAGCCUGGUGUUGCUUUCCUUGGAACACGGGAAGGGCCUUCAGGGUUCAUGGGGAGCUUUUGGUGUGUGGUUUUGUUUUUUUUUCCUAAAAGUGCCCAGGUGGGCUUAAGACUGCCAGACUACGUGUCCGUCCCCUGCUGCUCGUCCGUCUGUCCCUUUAGCACACCCACAGCUGCUUUUCUUGCUUUUGUGUUUGUUUUUAAACCAGCGGUGCCCCUCAUCUCCACCCUUGGCCAUUCAGCCAUACUGAGUGGCCUCUGCCCUGAUCCUGGAGGGUGCAAGCUGGGGUGGCCAGGCCUGGUCCCUGGCUGCCCUGCCCGUCUGCCAGCACACUCGGGGAUUGGGAGACCCACGGGACGCUCUGGUCACCAGAGGACCAGCACUGGUAUCCGAGGGGAGGGGUGUCAGGCCCUGCCGCCCUGGCUAGGGGCUGUGAGGCUGGGCAGCCCUGUCUGGGAAGCCAGUUGAGGCACGUUCCCUCUGGGUUGGAGUGCUGUGAGCCUUCCCCUGCUGCUGCCCGCCGGGCGCCCUCCCCUGCCAGCCUCCUUACCACAGACUCAGCCUCCACUGCAGGGACGUGGCGUGUCCCUGUCCUGGCUGCUUGUCUUGGUGAGGGCUGCAAGUCCCAGCUUGCAGGGGCCAUGCCCCUUGCCCGCAGCCACCAGGCCCCUGCGUGCCAGCUCGCCCCCAGGCUGCCUACACACUCUGGCAUUUACUGAAAAUGUGAUUUUAAGAGGCCUUUCUUGCCAUUCAUAGUAUUUUUCAAAGUGCUGGUUGGCACAGUUGGGACGGCCCUGGGUCUCAGCACUCCCCGCCCCACCAUCUUCCAUUUGUGAGAAGUGAGCUCUUCUCUGGGGCCCAGACCCCUGGGAGAAACGAGGGGGGACAGUGAGCAAGACAGGCUGCUGGCCCCCUUCCCCUCCUGCUCUGACGGUGCUCCUGAGGCCCCCUUACAAGGCCGGGUGGCUGGGGGGAGGCUCCGCAUUGGGCUUCCCCACUUGAUGGUAGCAGCCCCUAUUUGGGACAUCUCAGUAGGAAGCAGGAUCGCCCCAGGACAGGUGGGGCUGUGGGUUGCCACCAAGAUGCUUAGGGGCUCUCCUCCAUGGCCUAGUGAGGAGAGCAGGUUCCAGCAUGUUCCAUAGGUGCCUUUGAGGGGACCCCUGUAUGUGGGAAGGAACAAGCCAGAUUCUAUCCUCCUGUCCACUCCUGCUGCCUCCCCGAUGUCUCAACCCAGCUUCCGUUCCUCCCAGUCCUGGGAGUGGGACUCCCCAGAGCUGGGGUGCACAGGGAGCCUCGGCUGCCCUCCGUGGGAUCCCAGGAUCCUGGUGCUGUGCCUGUGACUUCACACCCUGCACCCCAGCAUCAUGAAAGUGACUUUCAGCUCACCUCUGCCCGAGGUGGCCCAGUUCUCCCUGCUUUGGGACCGAGACACAAGGCUGUCCCUUGGGAAAGCGCAACACAGCACCUGCUGGAGCUCCGAGGCUAUGACUUCGCACCUGGAGCUGCUUUCUCCCCGGGGUUAUAAGCGCCCCAGCUUGGGUAGGUUAAGUAGGAGAAUACCUGUAGUCUUUCGCUCAGUGGUGGACACAGUUCCCCAUAAACAAACACAGGUGGGAGGGGCAGCCAGCGCCCCACACCUGUCCCAUGUAGUCCUGCCUGAGGUUUGAGGGGCACGGAGGUCCCUGGGCAUAAGCAGACCUGGGCAGGGCUCCUCCAGGGCAGGGUCACACCUCUGCGAAGCCCAGCCAUGGUCCUGGAGGCUCUGAUGGGGGCAGGGCAAGAACCGGCUGCGGCGUACCCUGGAGCUGGGACUUGGGCACCUUGCCUUCCGUCCGCAGACCCAGCGAGGCCUGGACGAGACCUGUUUUCUGGGAGAAGGAGGGUCUGAGGCAGGCCGGGGAGCUGGCAAUGGAGUGGUGGCCUUGCCCCAGAGAAGGGCAUGGGGGGUCUGAGCAGAGGGUUGCUGGCUCCAUGUGCCCCCAGCAGUGCCCAGUUUCCGCCCCUGCCCUGUGGUCUGUGGCUGAGGGAAACUAGCCCUUGGCAGGGGCUCCAGAUAACUGCUGCUUCAUCCCACCACCCUCUGUUCCAAGGGCAUGCAGACACUCGGGACACUGUGCCAGGGUGGCCAGGCUGCAGGAGACUCCACGUCAGUCUGCUGCCCAAGCAGGUCUCACUCCCACCACCGCCCCCAGAGCUCUCAGCCCACGCUACCUGGCACUGCACACCACCGCUCUCUUGUCCAAGUCCAGGCCUUUCCCUGCCCAGGGUGCAUCAGGACCAGGGUGGGGGGUGUCAGGAGAGACAGAGUUUAAGGUGGGGCCCAUGGAGGCCAGGAUAGAUGGCCGUCUGCUGCAAGGUUGUGCUAACAACUCCAGUGGGAAGGAAAAAACAGGAAGGAAAAGGAGUCCCCAUCUCCUCCCAGCCUCUCAUGCCAUCCCAGGCCCCCAGAACGCAAGUCCUGUGAGAACUGCACAGGCAGGACCAGUCCUCCCAGGUCCAGACCGUGCCUUAUGCAUCCCCCACCCGUGCGGACAGGAGAGCUGCCCUGGGGCUGGGGGCUUGGCACCAGGUCGCAGCAGCAACCCCUGGGGCCCCACCUCUCUAAGGGGUGCAGGCAGAUGGCCCUGGCUUCCUACUGGGGUGGGAGGGGGGCUCUGCCACAGUGGGGUCCCCAUCCCCCUCAUUUCCUCCCCCUUCUCAGUGAAGAGCAGGCCAGAGCCUGGAGAGAAGUUUGCAGACAACUUACCCAGGUAGUUUUGUUUUGAAAUUAAAGUCCCAUCACAAAAACUGCCAUUUUAAGCGGGUUUUUUUAAGUGUACAAUUCAGUGGUUUUUAGUACAUUCAGGAUCUUUUGCCAUCGGGACUACUGUCUAGUUCUUGAGCGGCUUCGUCACCCCAGAGGGAACCCACUCCCUGUGAACAGUCACUCCCCCUGCCCUGGCAGCUCUGGGCGCCAGAAUCCAUACAGUCACGCUGUGGCCUUUGUGUCUAGCUGCUCUCACAUCUCUGGCUCCACGUUCUGAGCACAGGGUUUUCACGGUCCCUCCGCUGUGCUGCGCCAAGCCAUGCCGCUGUGGCUGGCCCAGCGCGACUCCGUUGUCCAGCCAGAGCGCGUGUCGCGGACGCCCGCCCACCGUGGGGGAUUUGACCCGUUCCUCUUCGUGCCUAUUAUGUGUACACGGCCAAGCACACGGGCAGACAGGUGUCUCCUGUCCUCCCACGUGUAUACCGAGGAGGGCCGUCUCUGGGUCCUGUGGCGGCUGGCUGUGUGUUUACCUUCUGGGAAAGAGCCAUGCUGUUUUGCUGCUGCUUUCCACGUGCUCCCCAGCAAGGCGGGGCUCCCGUGUCUCCCCGGCUGCUCCGAUUCUGGCCACCCUGGGGGUGUGAUGUGCAUUUCCCUAAUGACGGAGGACGCUGAGCACCUUUUCGUGUGAUCCUUGGCCAUUUGUCUGUAGAAAUCCUUUGCCCUUUUUGAAAUGGGGUUGUCAUGUCGUUGUGGAGCUGUGAGCGUUCUCUCUGUGCUCUGUAUUCCAGACCCCUCUCGGUUACGUAACUCACACAUGGGCUCCCGCUGCUCUGUGGGCUGUCUUUUCACUCCCUGGAUAGUGUUCUUUGUGCGUGAAAGCUGUUGAGUUUGAUGAAGUCCAACGUGUCUGUUGCUCAUCUGUUGCUUGUGCGUCUGGUGUCGUAUUGAAGAAACCAUGGCCUAAUCCAGGGUCAUGGACGCUUCCUCCAAGAGAGUUACGGUUUUAGCUCCUACAUUUACAUCUCUGACCCGCUUUGAGUUCCUGUUUAUGUGUGGCUCUUCUGGGUCCCUGGCAGUUAGGCUGAGUUUUAGGACCAUUUUGUCCAUUUCCGCAAAAGGCAGUUGGACUUCGAUGGGCACUGUGCUGACCGACUCGGGGAGCACUGCCCCCUAGUGGUGCUCGGUCUUGCCUGCGCUUGUGCGUGGGCGUCUCUUCCUUUCCUUUUUCGUGAACUUCUGUCCAUAUCAUUGUGUGGUUUUCAGUGUACAAGUCUUUUUUGGAGAGGGAGAGAGAGGGGUGGGAGGGGCAGAGGGAGAGAGGAUCUCAAGCAGGCUCCACACCCAGCACGGAGCCUGAUGCGGGGCUUGACCUCACAACCCUGAGAUCGUGACCUGAGCCAAAAUCAAGAGUCAGAUACUUAACCAACUGAGCCACCCGGGCUCCCCUUCAGUGUACACGUCUUACCCUUCCUUUGGUUAAAUUUAUUCCUAAGUAUCCGUUCUUUUUGAUGCUAUUAUAAAUGGAAUUGUUUUAUUAACUUCAUUUUUGGAUUGUUCAUUGCUAGCUCUGAGUGCGUGUGUGUGCAUGUGUGCGCACACCUUCUCAGGGCGUUGUCCAUGUAAGGUCGUGUCGGGUGCAAAUAGACAUAGUUUUACUUUUCCCUCUUCCUUUCCAGUCUGAGCGCCUUUCUGUCCCUCCCUUGCCUGAUUGUCUGGCUAGGACUUCCGGUAGGACAUUGACAACCAGUGGCGAGCACAGACGUCCUUGUCCUGCUCCUGAUUUGAAGAAGAGCGCUCUCAGUCCCCAAUGAGGACAGUGUGGGCUGCAGGCUCUUCACGGACGCCCUUUUCAGGCUGAGGAAGCUCGCUUCUGUUCCCAGUCUCUCUGUGUCUUUAUCACAAACGGGCUUGUGUUUGUCCAGCUCUCUCUGUGUCUAUCGAAAUGAUCGUUUCCCUUCACUCUGUAAUGUGCUGUGUCACAUGGGUUGAUUUUGAGCCACUCUGCAUUUCUGGGAUGAAUUGCACUUGGUCGUGCUGUAUAAUCCUUGUAUUAUGCUGCUGGAUUUGAUCUGCUGGUAUUUUGUUGAGGACUUCUAGAUCGAUAUUCCUCAGGGUUAUUGGUCUGUAGUUUUCUCAUGGUGUCUUUGUCUGGUUUGGUAUCAGGGUAAUGCUGGCCUCCAGGAAGAGAACCCGCAGCAGUGUAGGGUGCCAUGGGCUCCUCAGCCCUUUCACUGGCCAACCAAGACACGGAGCGCAAGUCAGAGAAGCAGCAAAGAGAUAGUGGGUUUUGGCAGUUUGUUGAGAACCCGCCCACCCCGGGGAUGCGGGCGUGGAUACAGCCAGGGCUUUUCAGAGGGGGCUGGGCUUAGGGGAAUGGGGUGCAGGGGUCAGACGUGGGCCAGGGUGGGAGUUCGGGGAGGGGGACGGUGGCUGAGAGCUGUCCACGGAGGCAGGUGGAGGGGCUGAGGUGGGGACCUGCCAGCCAGGGUCAUUCGCAGGAGACCUAGAAAGCAUCAGGCAUGGGUAUGGGGAGGGAGCUUCAGGGGGGCAUGCCUUGCCCACUCCACCCCCACCCCAGGAGCUCGGCUCUGUCGCCCCAGGGUAGAAGGGCGUGUGGGGGCCCUGAGUUGGUGGUGUCUCAGCUCCUUCCCACAGAACCUUAAAAAUAGGGCCGAGAUGAUGUCCAUCUUCACAGACCACAGCCUGCCCCAGAGCCAAGAAUAAGUCUUGAGACACUCAAUAAUUCAAGUCGGAUCCAAAUAGAUCUUCCUGUUAACCCAGCAGCCUCUGCGCCCUUUCCCUAGGUCCCCACCCUUCCCAAGGGCUGGGAGUGAGAGGCUCCCAUGAGGUGGGUUGGCCUGGCCAUUGCAGGUCACACUUGGGCCCCUUGGUUCUCCCCAUCUCGGGGACCCCAGCCUGUGCACCAUCCUCUCUCUCGGCCCAUUCAGGAAUGGGGGACACCCAGGGCUGGGAGUGGCCCUUCUUGAUCAGGCCAAAUCCAGGCCUCGGGGGAGGCCUGGCCAUGGUCCUAACUGUCCCAAGGACCCCCCUCCCCCACCCCUACUCUCUGGCUACAGGCAUUUUCCCGUUUGAGUCUGGUUUAUAGCCAGUCUCCUCAGCACCUUCAACCAUCCCUCACUCCUCCCCCUAGGCCCCUGGGGUCCCAACUUUACAGGGCCUGAAGGCCACCUGGGCUCCAGUCACUGAUGUGCAUGCACCCCUGAGGGUCUCUUUUCCUGCCUCUUCCUGGAUGGGUCCUGAAGGGGCUUGACCUAGGCCUUCAGGGCCGAGUGGGAACAGCUGGGAACAAGGAGCCAGAGUCCUGAAUUCCAGCCCAAGGCCUCUGUACCCGCUGUGGGAGGGGGAGUUCCUCAGGGACCUGGCCCACCCCCUCCAGGUUUGUUGCAGCCCCAGCAGUCCCUGCUGCACUGCCCUGGCUGGGCCCUGCAUGGAGUUUUACCAAAUUAUUAAUUAAAGGCACAGGCAUGCGGCAGCGCUGACAUCCAAAUGAAUAGCACGCUGGGUAAUUAGGCAAGGUGUCAUGGAAAUGAUGGAGCACAGCCCACUAUCCCCAAUUCACCUCCCCAGGAAGUAGGAGCAGCUUCUGGCACCUUCCUACUGCCAUAGGCGGCACUGGGGGCAGGGACAGCUGUUGCUUGGGAACAGGGCUCGGCCCCCCUCUGUCUGAUUCUUCCCCACCCAACAGGCAGAAGAAUGGGGAAGGGGACAGUGAAGAUGGGCUCACUGUGCAAGAUAGACAGACAAGCAGACCUAGAGCAACGCAGAGGGAGGGAACAUGGGGGAAGCCAGCAGAGGGCCACGGUGGGGCAGAGGAGGAAGACCUAGGCCAGACUCCAGGACGUAGGGGAGGGACUGCCCAUGAGAUCCAGGCAGCUCCCUAACCCUUCCCUGGGAUUCCUGGGAGUUUGUUCACACACACACUUUCCUUCCACCCAUCUUCUCAGUUUGGCUGAAUCCUAAUUCAAUGUGUGCAUUAUUUCUCUGCUCCCACUACGCACAGCUGAGUAACCCAUCUCCCUUCUUAUAGAACCUCUUGUUUUUCCUGGACUUAAUAACUGCCUCAUGUUUUGGGUUUGGUUUGUGUACCUAUUACUUAUUCAUCCCCAAACCAUGCAACAAAAAUAAAAAUGUCUUUUUUGGUACGUGAAGAACA
This is a messenger RNA of Ailuropoda melanoleuca (giant panda), 8188 nucleotides long. It is a transcript of the gene ENDOV, whose product is annotated as endonuclease V. Bases 76 to 954 code for a protein of 292 amino acids. Lineage: Eukaryota; Metazoa; Chordata; Mammalia; Carnivora; Ursidae. Gene Ontology annotation, cellular component: cytoplasm; nucleolus. The record is from RefSeq and is a predicted model, not a curated record. Gene Ontology annotation, molecular function: single-stranded RNA binding; RNA endonuclease activity producing 5'-phosphomonoesters, hydrolytic mechanism. Gene Ontology annotation, biological process: DNA repair. The transcript is spliced from 9 exons.